UGUCCUCGGGUUUCACUAGUUUAACCAGCCCUGGUUUCCUUUUUGUUUAUCCUGCUUGAUGUUCGUUGAUCUUUCAUGGUCAAUAAAUUUGUGUUUUUAUCAAAUUUGUAAAAUUUUCAGCUGUUAUUUCUUUAAAUGUAUUUUACGCGUCAUUCUAACUCACCUUCCCUUCUGAGACUCUGCUUACGUUUCUGUGAGAAAGCUUGCUUUGUCCCUCAAGUGACUGGCUCUCUCAUUUUUUAGGCUUUUUUCUUUCUGUUCUUCUGAUUGGAUAAUUUCUAUUGCUCUGGCCUCACUUUCCCUGCCUCUUCUGCUGACUCCACUCUGCUGUAAACCCAUCCAUGAAUUUUUUUAUUUCAGAUAUGUUUUUCAAUUCUACACUUUUCAUUUGAUUCUUAUUCAUAGAUUUCUCUCUGGAGAUUCCCCAUCUGUUUACUGUUUACUAACAUCUUUUUCUUUAGGUCCAUGGACAUACUCAUAAUUGCUAUGUUAAAGGCUUGGUCUGCUAAUUUCAACAUCUGAGUCAUCCAGGGUUGUGUUGGGUGAUUUUCUCUUAACUGUGCAUCAUGUUUUCUUGUUUCUUUGCAUGUCUGUUUUUUUAGUGUGUACUUACAUUAUGAAAAAUAUAUCGUAGAGACUCUGAAUUUUGUUAUCUUCCUCUGAAGAGUGUUGAUUUUUGUUCUUGUCGGCUGCUGUUACUGACUGAUCACCUUGAACUUGUGGAAGCUUGGCUUUAUGCUUUGUUAGGGUAGAUCUCCAGCAGUGGCCCUUCUGGGCUUUCAACAGGAAGCCUGAGGCACUUGUCAAGGCCCUUUCACUUGACUAGACUCAAACUCUAAAACUUCUUCUCUCCUGUAGUUGGCAAAUAGCUGAAAUCUUUGCUAAGUUCUUUAAUCCUCCUGGGCCCACAUGCGUGCAUAAUUCAGGGGUCAACCGAGGAAUAGGAGAGUUUUUACAGAUUGGUGCCCCCCACACCAACUUCCUCCUUUGGGAAUUCCCCUUUCAUUUCCAUCCUCUCUGACAGCCCCAAACUCUGCCCUCUGACGCCUCAACCCAGUACACUUUCUGCUUAAGUUCCAGCUACCCCACACUGUAAGAUGUAAGCUUAUAAGAUGUAAGGCAUAGCAGAGCAUAGACAUCUUCCUUUCUUUUAAAGCAGCACAGGACUUCCUGUUGUGGAUGUCCCAUGCUUUAUUUAACUAGUCCCCCAUCAAUGGCUAUUUGUUUGUGUUUCCUCCAGUCUUUUGUUAUGACAGAUGAUCUUGGUGGGCUAUUUUUUAUUUCUCUUGCUCCAGCCUUUACAACUGUGUGCAACAUAUUAAAGUCCACAGAUAUAGUCACACCUUUCGUUUGCAAAGAAAACUCCGUCUUUUAUAGAUUUGUGCAAAAGUCCUGUCAUUUGUACCAUGAUGGGUUAGUUUAUCGGAUUAGUUUAUUGGAUUUAUCCUGACAGAAUUCUUCCUGAAACUAGUCUUGUUGGAGUCAUGUGACACACCGUCAGAGCCCAGACACGGUGAACCAGAGUUGACCUCCUUUGGCUUCACCAUAAAAACUUACCCACAUGGUGUCCGGUCAUGGUGACAUACACAGGUUUUAUGGCGGACAGAGUCCCACAGCAUGGACAGUCACUUGCUAGUUUCCAGAUUCAAAUUCCUCUGAGGGCAUCCUCAUGAGAAUGUCAUACCCAUGUCUUUCUCCCUCAAAAGUACAGGCCAGCUACCUCGUCACCAUGGCAGGGAUGCUUCUGAGGGAGGAGGAGUGUGUGUGAGUCUUUCCCCGCCAUGGGGAAGGGCAACCCUGCCCCAUUGUGCAGCCGCACCUGGGAACCUGAGUGGGGAGGCAGGAUGAGUUUGGCCGUGUCCCGACUCAGGCUUCUCUCUCUGCCACGCACCCACUGUGGCUUAUGAGGAGGAUUAAGCGAUCAACAGAUGCAGACCACUUAGAACAGUGCCUGGAACAGAGCUCAGUAAAGAUUGGGGUGGUUGUUGUGAUCUGUAAACGUGUAAAGGGAAAUUGCACUGCUAGCUCUCUCCGAGGCUGCUCACCUUGUAAGCAUACUUCUUGAGAACUCAGCCCAGGGGGGCAGGAGAACAAGGGAGGAAUUGUCCCCGGACAUCUGAGAUCAAGUGAAACCAUGCAGAACGUGAAAUCCCCCUCUCCAAAACCAAAAAGGGAAAAAACCCAAUCCAGUUGCUGCCCCUGAGGUGCGGUGAGCCUGCUGUGAUCCUGCAGGUGGCUCAGCCAGGACAAUUGCCAGACACUCUCCAAAAUUUCCCUUGUGGUCAUCCGGGUCCUUCGGUCCACUUUACUUUCUUUGUUACAUCUGAAUGGCUAACAGGAGGCGGAAGCAUCUAGCAGAGUCAUAUCGUAAGUCAUCGGGGACGUCCCUUUGGCUGCUACUCAGCAUGUAUCAUUUCCUGGUGGGACAGACUGUGCGAAGGGCUCCUGUGGCUUUAAGGAGCCAGGCGAGGUCACUGUUAAUCAUACAACUUUAUUGCGCUCCUGGGUUAUAAAGGAAGCGUCCUCAUUCUGCAUGUCUGUUUUAUGACGUCCAUAAACAGCGAAUUGCCGACGACUGUGCCCCGGGUUAGAACGUCCUGGACCGGCUGGAGGGGCCGGGAGAGCGAAAGUGGAACAGAGAGAAAGAAGAAUUAAUCCAGAGCGUGCUGACCCAGGUUGCAGAGCAGUUCUCAAGAGCCUUUAAAAUCAACGAACUGAAGGCCGAAGUUGCGAAUCACUUGGCAGUGCUGGAGAAACGAGUGGAAUUGGAAGGACUAAAAGUGGUGGAGAUCGAGAAAUGCAAGAGUGACAUUAAAAAGAUGAGGGAGGAGCUGGCAGCCAGAAGCAACAGGACCAGCUGUCCCUGUAAGUAUAGCUUUUUGGACAACAGCAAGAAGUUGACACCUCGACGCGAUGUCCCCACUUAUCCCAAGUACCUGCUCUCUCCAGAGACGGUAGAAGCGCUCCGGAAGCCCACCUUUGACGUCUGGCUUUGGGAGCCCAAUGAGAUGCUGAGCUGCUUGGAGCACAUGUACCAUGACCUCGGCCUAGUCAGAGAUUUCAGCAUCAACCCCGUCACGCUCAGGAGGUGGCUGCUCUGCGUGCACGACAACUACAGGAACAACCCCUUCCACAACUUUCGGCAUUGCUUCUGCGUGGCCCAGAUGAUGUACAGCAUGAUCUGGCUCUGCAGUCUCCAGGAGAAGUUUUCCCAAAUGGAUAUCUUGAUCCUAAUGACAGCAGCCAUCUGCCACGACUUGGACCAUCCGGGGUACAACAACACCUACCAGAUCAACGCCCGCACAGAGUUGGCCGUGCGCUACAAUGACAUCUCGCCCCUGGAGAACCACCACUGUGCCGUGGCCUUCCAGAUCCUGGCCCAGCCCGCGUGCAACAUCUUCUCCAACGUGCAGCCAGACGGGUUCAAGCAGAUCAGACAGGGAAUGAUCACGUUGAUCUUGGCCACCGACAUGGCAAGGCACGCAGAAAUCAUGGAUUCUUUCAAAGAAAAAAUGGAGAAUUUUGACUACAGCAACGAGGAACACAUGACUCUUCUGAAGAUGGUUUUGAUCAAAUGCUGUGACAUCUCUAAUGAGGUGCGUCCGAUGGAAGUCGCGGAACCCUGGGCGGAAUGCUUGCUGGAGGAAUAUUUUAUGCAGAGUGACCGCGAGAAGUCGGAAGGCCUCCCCGUGGCCCCUUUCAUGGACCGGGACAAAGUGACCAAGGCCACCGCCCAAAUUGGGUUCAUCAGGUUUGUCCUGAUCCCGAUGUUUGAAACGGUGACCAAGCUCUUCCCCGUGGUCGAGGAACUCAUGCUGCAGCCCCUUUGGGAAUCCAGGGAUCGCUACGAGGAGCUGAAGCAAAUAGACGAUGCCAUGGAAGAGAAGAAGACGGGGAGCCUGACAUCUGGGGCCACCGAGAAGUCGAGAGAGAAAAGCAGAGACGCGACAAAGAGUGAAGCAGACCGUGCCUGAAGAAAGCAGGACCGUUGCGGCUGUUGCUCUGGACGGUCCGGCCAUGCCGCGCGGGAGUCCUCCAGGCAGGGACAAGCAGCUUCUGAGCGCCUGACGUCACGAGGCCACGUUUUCUAAGAACCCGUUUUGUCCACUGAUACAAAAAGGGAUUCACGAUACUGUACAGAAUUUUUAUUUUUAAACUGUCUUUUAAAUAAUAUAUUCUUCUACAGAAA
Messenger RNA from Equus caballus (horse), 4189 nucleotides. RefSeq names its product phosphodiesterase 9A (gene PDE9A). Lineage: Eukaryota; Metazoa; Chordata; Mammalia; Perissodactyla; Equidae. Gene Ontology annotation, molecular function: 3',5'-cyclic-GMP phosphodiesterase activity. The record is from RefSeq and is a predicted model, not a curated record. Gene Ontology annotation, biological process: cGMP catabolic process; signal transduction.